AUGGGAAAUUCGGAGAGCAGGGCGUUGGUAUCAGACUACUUGGAUGAGCUCGGUCAGUGUGACCUUGCGGUGGAUGCUGAAGCUGCACCUAUGAAGGAGGAGUUUUGGACUACUAUAUUUGAUACGCCCUUGAGCAUCGAGGAAAUCUUUGAAAUCAUCACUCCGGAGUGGGUGAGGAACCUCAGAGAUGAGAAGCCUUAUAAUAUGCAGUUCUUAUUGAGGAGGAUAAUAGAGAAGUUGGAGGAGGUAUGUGCGACGGGAUUGGUGCAAUCAGAAGAGGACGAAGGGUCCCAUGAGCUGACCCAAGGCCAACGGAGUGAGGCCUUACAGUGUGUUCGGCUGUUAACAAGGAUAGCCCCAUUCCUAUUGGAAGAUGUUGAUGCUGAGAACUGCUUGGCCUUGCUAUGGCAUUCCGGAGGAUUAGUCGUGAGGAACAGGGGAGAGUCGGUAGUAGUCGAGCCUGCAUCUCCAUCAGUCGAGGAAGCGGCGGGGGAUGAUGGAAGUAGCGUGACGUCGAGUGUGGAGGAUGUGGCUGAUCUUGGGAGGGCACCGCUCAUGUAUAGGAUGCUCAGAGCUCUGCAGUGGUCGUUGUUUCUCAAGGACUUCACCGUGCUGAUACCGCAAGGUGCUUCCUUGCCUCUACCGACUCACAGAGUGGAUUCAAGAUUCGUUUGGAGAGGGGGAAUCGGGACUGCUAAGGAGCUACCAGUGAAUCAGAAUAAUGAGAUCAUGAGUGCUCGCUGUGAGGUCCUCAAGUGUCUCCUCACUGUGCUCAGUGAGCCUCUUUUCCAGCCCAUAUCAUCCUACUCCUCGAAUCCCUCCAGAGUGCUUCUCACAUUCUGCAGCGGCGACCUGCCUUAUACAGCGAAUCUAUACUGCAGUCUUAUGAGCACUGUGGUGGCCUACGACCCGAGGGGAUAUGGCGUCCCAUACGGCUCGGCGUUCUCUAGUGGAAGUCAGGAGGCUUUGGUGGAUCUGUCCCUACAGGUGAAGGUCCCAGGUUCGAACCCUGGUGCGGGCACUUGUACUGUGCAGGUCUUAUGCGCAUUGCUAGACUUCAAUCCCUCACCGGACAAUACUGGAUCGGAGAUGGUGAAAACCCAUCGUACCGGGACUGGCUCUGAGGAUGGCAGUAACAACUCGAUAUCCGAGAGCUCCAACCAAGAGGAGUCGGCUGCUGCACGCAGAAGGUUUUCCUCGUGUGCCUUCCCUCUAGCUGGUCCGGAUGAUGAUGCUUCCAAACCUCGUAACGUUUAUAGAAUAAUGGCUAGAGGAGUUCAGAAGACUGGUGAACUGGACUUCAUGGCUGAUGGUUUGGUCCGAAUCGUGACGACAGUUGAUGAUGCUAAGCGAACAUACCUCCCGAGUAGCAGAAAAGUUGUGCCAUUCUACCAGGAGGCUCUCAUAUUGUUGUGGCACUUGAUUACCAUCAACUCAACCUACAGGAAGAGGCUCUGUAUUCGCCAUACUGAAGACAUUCUCCAUCCCCUCCUGGACCUUCUAGUGUCCUCUCGAAACUCUCAAGCCAAAAUAGGUCUCCUUCAUAUGUGCAGUUUUAUCAUACUUGUUCUGAGCAGCGAUCGCGACUUUGCAGUUGCUUUGAAUGCGCCAUUCAGGGGUAGCCGCAUCCAGGAUGUUCCCGUGUUCACCGGCACUUGGGCGGAUCUGAUGACUUUGAGUAUUUAUCGAGUCGUGUCGGACGCGUUGUUUGUCGCUGCCACGGCGAAGUCCCCGACAACAGGGGCUGAGAGUUUGAUAGAUAUGAUGCUCACUUCCCUCUGCAACAUCUCGGCGUAUGUGAGGACCUUCUGCCUCGAGUCAUGUAUAAAGAUCCUCAAUCUCGUGGAACGGUUUUCGAAGCCCCACUGGUUGUUCAAAGGGCCUCUCAACCACAACGCUGUAUUCUUCCUCGUCGAAAGCCUCAACAAUGUGAUCCAAUACCAAUACGAGGGGAACCACCAACUGGUGUACUCGGUCCUCCGACAUAAGGAGGUCUUCGACUCGCUCAAGCAGUUGAGGCUGCCUAAGUCGAGCCCUUCAACCUCUACAGUGCCCUCCAUCGUUGAUGAAUCGUCGAUGGAAAGCGACAAUGCUGCUGCAGGUCAGGAGAAGAGCUCUCAGGAGACUAGCGCACAGCAAGCAGUGAAUGAAUUCGACGAGUAUGGCAGAGCUGUUGGCAGCCCAGAAUCACGAGUAAAGAAACAGACAGCGCUGAUGCAUCAGGCAGCAGGCGCUAGUGGCGAUCCUUCUGUUGCCGAGGACAAGUGGGUCCCGACAGAGGCGUGGCUAGAAGAAUGGAAGAACAAAUUGAUGCAGAAAAUGGAAGCUAUUUAUCGCCUCUUCAAUGCUCUGUAUCCCAAGAUUGUUUCGGAAUGCGAAUCUGAAGGUGUAACGGACCAGAAUGGUGUGUUAGAGCUGCUUAAGGAUACGACCAUGGUCGGGAUCCUCCCCGUGCCACACCCAAUAGUUAUCAGAACCUACCAGCAGAAUGCCUAUACACAGCUCUGGUUCACGAGCUAUCUUUGGGGUGUCAUUUUUACGAGGUCCCAGGCAUUGCCGUUGUACGACUGGAAGAAGAUUCAGCUUAUUUUGAUCAAUCAGUAGCAA
Messenger RNA from Perkinsus marinus ATCC 50983, 2607 nucleotides. RefSeq lists its product as hypothetical. The transcript is spliced from 22 exons. Gene Ontology annotation, cellular component: membrane; Golgi medial cisterna; Golgi trans cisterna. NCBI's taxonomy places the organism in Eukaryota, Perkinsozoa, Perkinsida, Perkinsidae. The coding region runs from base 1 to 2604 and encodes 867 amino acids. The record is from RefSeq and is a predicted model, not a curated record.